UUCCCACUCUUCCCAUCACCACCCUGUCCGUGCACUUGCCUCUUCUCUUCUGCAAGGUCGUCUGGCACAGCACAUCUUCGACCGCGGCAUAUUCCUCAAUCAAUCAAAAUGUUCUCCCGUCUUGUGAAACCACAAUCUGUCGCGGGCAUCGCCAAGAGCGCCCAGAAUUUCAGCACCAGCAGCCAGAAUAAUGUUAAAGUUGCUGUUCUGGGAGCAGCUGGUGGCAUUGGUCAGCCCUUGGCUCUCCUGCUGAAGAACUCCCCCCUUGUCACAGAGCUCUCUCUGUUCGACAUUGUGCACACUCCUGGAGUUGCCGCCGACCUUAGCCACAUUAACACCCACUCCAAAGUCCGUGCUGGCAAUGGACCAGAGCAGCUCAAGGAAUCUCUCAAGGGAAUGGAGGUUGUCAUCAUCCCAGCUGGUGUGCCCCGCAAGCCUGGCAUGACCCGUGAUGACCUGUUCAACACCAAUGCCUCAAUUGUGCGUGACUUGGCUCAGGCUUGUGCUGAAGUGUGCCCCAAGGCUCUCAUUGGAAUCAUCUCAAACCCUGUCAACAGCACCGUCCCCAUCGCCUCUGAGGUGUUCCAGAAGGCUGGGGUGUAUGACCCCAACAGGAUUUUUGGUGUCACAACUCUGGACAUUGUCCGUGCUAAUGCCUUCAUCGGAGAGGCUAAGGGCCUGAACCCAACCCAGGUCAAUGUUCCUGUCAUCGGUGGACACUCAGGAGUCACCAUCAUUCCUCUUAUCUCCCAGUGCAAGCCAGCAGUUGAUUUCCCCAAGGACCAGCUGAAGGCUCUUACCGAGAGGAUACAGGAGGCUGGCACAGAGGUCGUCAAGGCCAAGGCUGGUGCAGGUUCUGCCACUCUGUCCAUGGCCUUUGCUGGUGCUCGCUUUGCCUUCUCUCUCUGCCGUGCCAUCAUGGGAGAAUCCAAUGUUGUUGAGUGCUCAUAUGUGCGAUCCAAUGUUACUGAUGCCAAGUACUUCUCAACCCCUAUCCUUCUGGGACCCAACGGAGUGCAGAAGAACCUUGGUCUUGGCAACCUGAGCCCCUUUGAGCAGGAGCUGCUGAAGGCUGCCAUUCCUGAGCUCAAGAAGAACAUCCAGAAGGGAGAGGACUUCGUUAACAAGAAGUAAUUUAUUACAGCAAGAAAAUCCUGUUAAAUUGACCCAAACUGCUGAAAAAUGGUUUGUGAACACUAAACCAAUAAAAACCAAUUUCAGUAGGCUGGAGGGAAUUGAAGUAACUAGUCAGCAGGGUGAUGGUUAGCUUCUAGAGCUAGCCUGCCAGCCAGCCAAAAUACGCGUGUAGGACCUAAGCUGGUAGAUUCAGUGGGCAGACCUUUCUGGGCAGCCUCAUAUUUGCUGUUGUCUGCAUUUUAUACUGUUGUCAAUCCAAUUAGAUUCUCAUUCCUUGAGGCUAUGACCAUUUUCAGUUUGAUACCUGUAUUAUGUAUAUAUGAACCAUGUUUUACUGAAUUAAUACUCCUCUGUACUGGUUAUUUUCAUUAAAUGAAUCUGUUUUA
This is a messenger RNA of Thrips palmi, 1523 nucleotides long. RefSeq names its product malate dehydrogenase, mitochondrial (gene Mdh2). Gene Ontology annotation, cellular component: mitochondrion; cytoplasm. NCBI's taxonomy places the organism in Eukaryota, Metazoa, Arthropoda, Insecta, Thysanoptera, Thripidae. Gene Ontology annotation, molecular function: L-malate dehydrogenase (NAD+) activity. Gene Ontology annotation, biological process: malate metabolic process; tricarboxylic acid cycle. The record is from RefSeq and is a predicted model, not a curated record. Bases 109 to 1134 code for a protein of 341 amino acids. The transcript has 6 exons.